CAAAGAGAUAGAUAAUACACCGGAAGAGGGAGCCAGCGGUGAUGCUCUGCUCGGCCUCGCCGCUGCCGUCUCCUCCCGCCGGCGGGACGGCCGCCUCCGACCACCACGCGCGUCUGAGGGCCGCGGCUGCGCGCUCCGACCUUCCGGGCGCGCUCACCGCGUUCGUCGCCAUGUCCUCCACCGCACCCGCGUCCGCGGCCGGCCCAGUCCUCCGCACCUUCACCUCCCUCCUCAAGCUCUGCGCGGCGCGCUCCGACCUCGCUACGGGCCGCACCGUGCACGCUCAGCUCGCCGCGCGCGGGCUUGCGACGGAGGCCCUCGCGGCGACGGCGCUCGCCAACAUGUACGCCAAGUGCCGCCGGCCUGGGGACGCGCGCAGGGUGUUCGACCGGAUGCCCGUGCGGGACCGCGUCGCCUGGAACGCGCUCGUCGCGGGGUACGCGCGGAACGGGCUCGCUGGGGCUGCCAUGGAGAUGGUCGUCAGGAUGCAGGAGGAGGACGGGGAGCGGCCUGACUCCGUCACGCUCGUGUCCGUGCUGCCUGCCUGCGCCGACGCCCAGGCACUCGGGGCCUGCCGCGAGGUGCACGCAUUUGCGGUCCGCGGUGGAUUCGAUGAGCUCGUCAAUGUCUCCACUGCGAUCCUUGACGUGUACUGCAAGUGUGGGGCGGUCGAGGCGGCACGGGUGGUCUUCGAUCAGAUGCCAGUCAAAAACUCCGUGUCCUGGAAUGCGAUGAUUAAGGGGUAUGCUGAAAAUGGGAAUUCCACAGAAGCUCUGGCUCUGUUCAAAAGGAUGGUGGGAGAGGGCGUAGAUGUGACUGAUGUGUCUAUAUUGGCAGCAUUGCAUGCUUGUGGCGAGCUCGGGUUUCUCGAUGAGGGGAUGCGCGUCCAUGAGCUACUUGUGAGGAUUGGGCUUGACUCCAAUGUGUCGGUGAUGAAUGCGCUGAUCACCAUGUACUGCAAGUGUAAGAGGACCGACCUUGCUGCGCAGGUGUUCGAUGAGUUGCGCUACAAGACACGCAUCUCAUGGAACGCCAUGAUACUCGGGUGUGCGCAGAAUGGAAGGUCAGAUGAUGCCGUGAGGCUCUUCUCUAGGAUGCAGCUGGAAAAUGUGAAACCUGAUUCGUUCACUCUCGUCAGUGUCAUUCCUGCUCUUGCAGACAUUUCAGAUCCACUGCAGGCAAGAUGGAUCCAUGGAUACUCUAUCAGGAUGCACCUAGAUCAGGAUGUGUAUGUUCUCACAGCCCUUAUUGACAUGUACGCAAAAUGUGGCCGCGUCGGUAUUGCUAGAAAUCUCUUCAAUUCAGCAAGGGAGAGGCAUGUUAUCACAUGGAAUGCAAUGAUCCAUGGGUACGGCUCACAUGGUUUUGGCAAGGUCGCAGUUGAGCUGUUUGAAGAGAUGAAGAGCACUGGCAGAGUACCCAACGAGACAACCUUCCUCUCAGUUCUCUCAGCAUGCAGUCAUGCUGGUUUGGUUGAUGAAGGAAGGAAAUAUUUUUCGAGCAUGAAGGAGGACUAUGGGCUUGAACCUGGGAUGGAGCACUAUGGUACCAUUGUGGAUCUGCUUGGCAGAGCUGGGAAGCUAGAUGAAGCCUGGUCUUUCAUCCAAAAGAUGCCUAUUGAUCCUGGCAUUAGUGUUUAUGGUGCAAUGUUAGGUGCUUGCAAGUUACACAAGAACGUGGAGUUGGCAGAAGAAUCAGCCAACAGGAUCUUUGAGCUAGGGCCAGAAGAGGGGGUCUACCAUGUCCUCCUAGCAAAUAUUUAUGCAAAUGCUUCAAUGUGGAAGGAUGUUGCAAGGGUUAGAACUGCUAUGGAGAAGAAAGGCCUCCAAAAGAGCCCUGGAUGGAGUAUUGUUCAGCUCAAAAAUGAGAUUCAUACGUUCUACUCUGGAAGCACAAAUCACCAGCAGGCAAAGGAUAUAUAUGCAAGGUUGGCUAAGCUAAUAGAUGAGAUAAAAGCUGUGGGUUAUGUGCCAGACACUGAUUCUAUACAUGAUGUAGAAGAUGAUGUCAAGGCACAGUUGCUCAACACCCAUAGUGAGAAGCUCGCAAUUGCAUAUGGGCUCAUUCGCACAGCCCCUGGUACAACAAUUCAGAUAAAGAAGAACCUGCGAGUCUGUAAUGACUGUCACAAUGCAACCAAGUUAAUAUCUCUAGUGACAGGACGGAAAAUUAUCAUGAGAGAUAUUCAACGAUUUCACCAUUUUAAGGACGGUAAAUGUUCCUGUGGAGACUACUGGUAGUGAAUGUUUGAAGGAAGGCCAAAUACGUAUUUUGAGAUGAUAGAACUUCAUGCAGCUAAUGCAAGUAGGACAGUAAGAUCACAGUAUCAGAAUAUCAGGUGAACAUAACUAAUUGGCACGUAUAUUAAGGUCUAGCAGAUACCUUCUUUAUUAUCACUACAUGGCUCAGAUUGUGAAGCACCAGGGAGCUUUAAUGAUCAUCUCACAGAACAUACUGUAGAUUUCAGCCCGUUUACAUUGGUACUGUACACGUUUCAAGACCUUCAUAAAAUAGUGCACAUGGAAGCAGUUGACCAUAGCAAACACUGCUAUUAUAUUCUCAUCUGGGAUUAGAUGAUGAGGUUUAUCUGUUGAUAACUAAAUAAAUUACCUGUGUUUUACAAUUUUGUGUACUUCAGAAUCGUGAGAUGAGUAUGUAACCAAAUCUGGUAUUCUGUGAUGAAAUCAUGUAUGUAACAAAAUCUGGUCUUUUGUAAUGAAAGUCAACUGUAACAACAUUCUGUGUUUU
Lolium perenne is the source of this 2748-nucleotide messenger RNA. Its product is annotated as pentatricopeptide repeat-containing protein At1g11290, chloroplastic. Gene Ontology annotation, molecular function: RNA binding; zinc ion binding; protein binding. Gene Ontology annotation, biological process: RNA modification. NCBI's taxonomy places the organism in Eukaryota, Viridiplantae, Streptophyta, Magnoliopsida, Poales, Poaceae. The record is from RefSeq and is a predicted model, not a curated record.